Molecule: messenger RNA, 2796 nt
Organism: Anastrepha obliqua
Lineage: Eukaryota; Metazoa; Arthropoda; Insecta; Diptera; Tephritidae
Gene: Cbp80
Product: nuclear cap-binding protein subunit 1
Exons: 8
Coding region: 257-2662 (801 amino acids)
Biological process (GO): nuclear-transcribed mRNA catabolic process, nonsense-mediated decay; mRNA export from nucleus
Cellular component (GO): nucleus; nuclear cap binding complex
Molecular function (GO): protein binding; mRNA binding; RNA cap binding
Source: RefSeq, a predicted model, not a curated record
UCGCCAAGUAGUUCACACUAAAAUGUUGAGCAGUCUCUUUUCUUACCUAUUGUGAAUGGGAUCGUUCACAUUUCCACCGACAGUGUCCUACCGGUGAACUGUCAAACAAAUAAUUGACAGCGUCUGAUAAAACGCGUACUCGGUUUCCACAAUUUCUCUAUCGAUUCGAGUGUGAUUUUAUGCAUUAAAAUUUCUUAAAAAUCACAGUAAGUGACCAAUAAUUUUUGUUAAAAUUAAAUUCCUAAGGUAGGCAGCAAUGAAUCGCAGACGUCCGCACGAUGGCGAUGAAGAGGGAUAUGAUCAUCGUAAUCGAAAACGGAGGCGCGUUUCUGAGAACCAGGAGAUUGAAGACCGUUUGGAGUCACUGAUUUUGCGCGUUGGUGAACGUAGCACCUCUUCGGUAGAAUCGAAUUUGGAAGGUUUGGUUUCCGUAUUGGAGGCAGAUCUGGGCACUUUUCGACUAAAAAUUUUGAGAAUUCUCUCGGACUGUGCAAUAAAAAUGCCGGAAAAAUGCACAAUUUACACCACUUUAGUUGGUUUGUUGAAUGCUAAAAACUAUAAGUUUGGUGGCGAGUUCGUCGAUCACAUGGUGAAGACAUUUAAGGAAGCCUUAAAAAUUUGUUGGUGGGAUGCCGCACGUUAUUCGCUGCGCUUUCUUGCAGAUCUGGUGAAUUGUCACGUUAUCUCAGUUACCAGUCUACUGCAGCUUCUAGACACUAUGAUUGAUGUAUCGAACGAAGACACAGUACCACAAGUACGACGCGACUGGUACGUUUUCGCUGUGCUGUCCACGCUGCCAUGGGUAGGUCGUGAUUUGUACGAGAAAAAAGAGUCGUCUUUAGAGUCUUUGCUACUGCGUAUUGAAGUCUACUUGAACAAACGUUCAAAGAAACACCACAAUGCUUUGCGUGUAUGGUCGGUCGAUGCACCACAUCCGCAAGAAGAAUAUUUAGAUUGUUUGUGGGCGCAAAUACGUAAAUUACGUCAAGAUAACUGGGCUGAAAAGCAUAUUCCACGUCCAUACCUGGCCUUUGAUUCGAUACUGUGCGAGGCGCUCCAGCAUAAUUUGCCGCCUAUAGUGCCGCCAGCACAUCACGAGUCUUAUGAAUAUCCAAUGCCUUGGGUAGUUUAUCGCAUGUUUGAUUACACUGAUUGUCCCGAUGGACCGAACUUGCCUGGUGCGCAUUCCAUAGAGCGCUUUUUAAUCGAAGAGCACCUGCAUCAUAUCAUCGAAACGCAUCGUUUGGAACGGAAGGAUUGUGCAGCUCAAUUGUUAGCCUUCCCGUAUAAAAACAAAAUACCUCUCGAAUACUGCAUUGUCGAAGUUAUAUUUGCUGAAAUAUUUCAUAUGCCAACACCACGUUAUCUGGAAAUUGUAUAUGGUUCAAUUCUUAUUGAAUUGUGUAAAUUGCAGCCGGCAACAUUGCCACAAGUGCUUGCACAAGCCACUGAAAUUUUAUUCAUGCGCAUAGACUCGAUGAAUACUUCUUGUUUCGACCGUUUCGUCAAUUGGUUUUCUUACCAUUUGAGUAACUUUAAAUUUACUUGGUCAUGGGAAGAGUGGGAUAGUUGUUUGCUAUUAGAUGCUGAACAUCCACGUCCUAAAUUCAUACAAGAAGUGUUGCAUAAAUGUCUAAGAUUAUCGUACCAUCAACGCAUUACGGAAAUGAUGCCCGAAGCUUAUGCUAAACUUAUACCUAUUGCACCGCAGCCAAACUACAAAUACGCCUCCGAAGAUGCAGCGUCGUUGGCGGGCACCCAGGUGGCACAUCAGCUGGUGGUGGCAAUUCGCCAGAAGUGCACACCCGAAGAGGUUAUCAAUAUUCUGAAAGAGUUACCGAAUUCCGGCGAAAAUGCGGAUCAGGAAAUGUCGGAGACAUCAUUCAAUCCACUUAAAAUUGAUGUGUUCGUGCAGACGCUGUUGAAUUUGGGUGCCAAGUCGUUUUCGCAUAGUUUUGCUGCCAUAUCGAAAUUCCAUUUGGUGUUUAAGGCACUCGCCGAAUCCGAGGAGGCGCAAAUUUGCAUACUUCACAACGUCUACGAGUUGUGGCAGAAUCAUCAACAAAUGAUGGUGGUUAUUAUUGACAAAUUGCUGAAAUUACAAAUUGUUGACUGUUCGGCUGUCGCCACAUGGAUAUUCUCCAAAGAGAUGACCGGCGAAUUCACCAAAAUGUAUUUGUGGGAAAUACUUCAUUUGACUAUAAAGAAAAUGAACAAACACGUAAUUAAACUGAGUAGUGAGCUAACUGAAGCGAAGGAUAAGUUGGCAAAAGUGGACUCAUCGUCCAGCGAAUCAGAGGAUGAGGCAGUGCCCAAACGUAAAAAGCCCAUCAAUCACGUGGAUAAGCCAACUGAAGAGAUGGUCGAGCGCAUGGAAGAGAAAUUGGAAGCAGCAAACGUGGACCAAAAACGCUUGUUUUUGAUUGUUUUCCAACGCUUCAUUAUGAUAUUGUCCGAACAUUUGGUGCGUUCUGACACGGACGGACGCGAUCCGGAUACUGAUUGGUAUCGCUGGACAAUCGGUCGUCUGCAGCAAGUGUUCCUAAUGCACCACGAACAAGUGCAAAAGUACAGCAGCACUUUGGAGACGCUGCUCUUCACAUCGGACUUGGACUCGCAUAUACUGGAAGUGUUUCAUCAGUUUGUAGCUUUAAGAGCUUAAGGCAGUAGAGCAUUUCUUUUUUUGUUUUCGUAGUUAACUAUAAACAUAUUUUUGCUCCAUUUAUUAAAUUUCAUUGUACACUUUGUAAAUUUGGCUGAAAAAAGCCAAUAGUCCAUAAACAAUGUAAAGAAGUA